Molecule: messenger RNA, 1500 nt
Organism: Plenodomus lingam JN3
Lineage: Eukaryota; Fungi; Ascomycota; Dothideomycetes; Pleosporales; Leptosphaeriaceae
Biological process (GO): glycerophospholipid biosynthetic process
Cellular component (GO): mitochondrion
Source: RefSeq, a predicted model, not a curated record
AUGUCUGCUUUUGACGAUAAGGAGCUUGCCGACAGUGUCGGUGCCCCUACCCAACAAACACAGACUCGCGAUGUGAACACUGGUGCCAGCAACAGCAUGAACGUUGGCUCACCCUCUUUGGCUAUCCCUGGUGAUGCUCAUGAGGAUGGUACCGCUCACUCGAUCGAAGUCCCAGCAACGAGGAGCUCCAUCGCAGACACUUCGAGCUACAUGCACAACCUCUCCAUGUCACCCUCCAUGAAGGAAAGGCGUGGAUCGAGGAACUCCUUUGGAACCUCAUUGCCCAUUCCCCGCUCAAAGAGGCAAUCUCGCCUGUCAUCGGUCCACUACCCUGGCGGUGCUGCUCAGCGCCCUGGAAUGCCCCCAGUCCAGCCAUCCCGUGACAUUAUUGCUGCUCAGCUCCAGGAUCUAGCUGGCGAGAAGGUCCGCGCAGCAAAGGACAUGGCCUUUGUCUUCGACAUUGACGGUGUGCUCGUCCAUGGUGACCGCCUCAUCCCUGAAGGCAAGCGCGUGCUCGAGAUUCUCAACGGAGACAAUGAGCUCGGCAUCAAGAUUCCCCACAUCUUCCUCACCAACGGUUCCGGUAAGCCUGAACAAGCCCGUGUCGAGCAGCUGUCCAAGAUCUUGCACAACCCCAUCUCGACUGAGCAAUUCAUUCAAUCACACACCCCCAUGCGUGCACUCGCAGAAUACUACAAGACUGUCCUUGUUGUCGGAGGUGAAGGCUACAAGUGCCGCGAGGUAGCCGAACUAUAUGGCUUCCAAGAUAUCGUUGUUCCCAACGACAUCAUUGCCUGGGACCCAACCAUCGCCCCCUACCGCGUCUUCACCGAGGAAGAGCGCAAGACCUCGCGUCCCCGCGACUUUUCCAAGACCAACAUUGACGCCAUCAUGGUCUUCUCCGACUCGCGCGACUACGCCACCGACAUGCAAAUCAUCAUGGACCUUCUCCGCUCUGAGAACGGACGGCUGGGCACAAUGGCCAAGGACCCCGUCUCUCAACGCAUCCCCAUCUACUUCUCCCAAGGCGACAUGCUCUGCCCCACCGAACAUCCCUUCCCCCGCAUGUCCCAAGGUGCCUUCCGCAUCGGCCUCGAAGCCAUGUACAAAUCCCUCACCGGCGUCGAACUCGAGCGUGUCGUCUACGGCAAGCCCGAACUCGCAACCUACAAGUACGCCGACGAGGUGCUCACUUCGUGGAUGGAGACGAUUCACAACGACGACAAGCUCCCGUCCAACGUCUACAUGAUUGGCGACAACCCAGCCUCGGACAUCAUCGGUGGCAACAUGUAUGGCUGGAAUACCUGCCUUGUGCGCACCGGUGUCUUCCAGGGUGGUGAUAAUGAUGAGGAGAAUCCGGCGAGCUUUGGGGUGUUUAAGAAUGUGCUCGAGGCGGUUACGGCGGCGAUGAAGAAGGAAUUGGGGCACGAGUUCAAGUUUGAGUUCAACGAGGCUAUCAACCCUAGUACCCACGGAGAGGGCGUUUCGGCGAUUGAGUAG